Molecule: messenger RNA, 8164 nt
Organism: Thalassophryne amazonica
Lineage: Eukaryota; Metazoa; Chordata; Actinopteri; Batrachoidiformes; Batrachoididae
Gene: dop1a
Product: DOP1 leucine zipper like protein A
Biological process (GO): Golgi to endosome transport
Cellular component (GO): trans-Golgi network; endosome
Source: RefSeq, a predicted model, not a curated record
GCAGCUCCUAAUGUAUCCCUCCCGAGCUGCUUUUUUUUUUUUUUUUUUACACACAGCGGAUACACACGCAGAGAAAUAAACUCAUGCAGGAUUUAAGCGACAGCCGUCAUCUUCCACAGUUUGGUUGCUGACAGAGCCGAGGUGAAUGAAGCCCGUCGGGCCCUGCUUCAUCCGUCAGCUCCGUUUGUUUUCUUUAUUCCUGACUGUCGGUGUUUUAUUCUUCACGUCGGUCUCGGGGUUAGAUGACAGGUACCAGCAGGUGCCGUCCCGAAGCAGCAGCUUGCACUUUUCAACUCGUGUGAAAUAAGCCCCAGGAUGCCCGUCGCCUUACAUUGUGCCCAAACAUAGAACAGAGGUGUGAUGCAUGUAUGUGUGGCGUGUGCUUUACAUUAACAUAAUCACCCAGGAGAAUGAAUGCAGAAGAAGUGGAGCUGCUGAGUGACUCCAAAUACAGAAACUAUGUGGCAGCUGUGGACAAAGCCCUCAAGAACUUUGAGUACUCCAGUGAGUGGGCAGACCUCAUCUCAGCACUGGGCAAACUCAACAAGGUAUUGCAGAACAAUGCAAAAUACCAAGUGGUUCCCAAAAAGUUGACUAUAGGCAAAAGGUUGGCCCAGUGCCUCCACCCUGCCCUGCCCAGCGGGGUCCACCGCAAGGCCUUGGAGACCUAUGAGAUCAUCUUCAAGAUCAUUGGCCACAAGAGGCUGGCCAAAGACCUUUUCCUUUACAGCUCUGGGCUCUUCCCUUUACUCUCCAAUGCUGCUAUGUCUGUGAAGCCUGUGCUGCUGGGGCUCUAUGAAACCUACUACCUGCCACUUGGGAAAACUCUGAAACCAGGCCUGCAGGGGCUGUUGACUGGAGUUCUUCCUGGUCUGGAGGAGGGCUCCGAGUACUAUGACAGAACCAACACCCUGCUGGAGAAGGUGGCUGCAGCAGUAGAGCAGACGGCCUUCUACAGUGCCUUGUGGAGCAGCAUCCUGACCAGCCCUGCUGUGCGUCUGCCCGGAGUGUCCUUCGUUCUGCUCCACCUCAACCGCAAGCUGUCCAUGGAGGACCAGCUCUAUGUCAUGGGCAACGACAUCGAGCUCAUGGUGGAAGCCGUCAGUACCUCAGUCCAGGACUCCAGCGUCUUGGUGCAGAGGAGCACACUCGACCUGAUCCUCUUCUGCUUCCCCUUUCACAUGAGCCAGGCGACUCGCCCUGACAUGAUCCGGAUCCUGUCAGCUGCUUUGCAUGUGGUGCUGAGAAGAGACAUGUCCCUCAACCGCCGACUCUACGCCUGGCUGCUAGGUUUUGACAACAACGGGGUGAUGACAGGCCCUCGCAGCACGCGGCAGAGUAACCCCGAGGAACACGCCAGCCAGUACUUCAACACCUUCUCCAAAGACAUGCUGGUGCAGGCGAUGAUAGGAAUCCUGCAGGGGAAGGCUCGAGGUGGAGAAGAGGAGAGCAUCCUGAUGCACAACCUCAAACCCUUCCGCAUCCUCAUCAGUCUGCUGGACAAACCGGAGCUCGGACCAGCAAUCCUAGAGGAUGUCCUCAUUGAGGUGUUCCGUACAUUACACACACAGUGCCAAACAGAAUUAGACCUUCAGAAUCAGAGUCCGUUUAACAAAGACAAUGCACACCUCAGCAGUAAACUACGAGAGAACAAAAAGACGGCGGAACUGAUCAAAACGGCCAAUCUCCUGUUUAACUCUUUUGAGCCGUACUACAUGUGGGACUAUAUCGCUUGCUGGUUCGAGGAGUGCUGCAGGAGAGCAGUAAACAGCAAUGCCGGUGCCCUGCUGCAUUCUGGGAGUUUAGUUCCUCCAGACUUCUCAUUGGUGGAGUUCUGCCAGCUGGUUGACUUCUUGUUGGAUAUUGUUUCCCUGCCUACUAGAAGCAUGAGGGUAAUCUGCCAGGAGACGUACAUUGAGAUCCAGACAGAGCAUCUUCCCCAGUUGCUGCUGCGUAUGGUUGCGGCUCUGACCUGCCACCUACAGGCACUGGGUCUCAGGGAACUCACCCACUGCCUUCGUCUCUGCUCAAAGAUCCUCAGCAAAGUGCAGCCACCGUUGGUGUCCCCUCUGGCUCUGCCCCCGGGACCUCUGGCCCAGAACCUAUUGAACUCUACUGCCUCCUCAGCUUCAGUCAGGGAUAAGAACAGGGACGGCGAGGACAAAGUGGCCACCCCUUCCACUCUGGAGCCACCUGGCAGCGGCGAGGUGUUUGAGGAUGAGCAAAAUCCUCCCAGCAGCCGCGCCGCUGAAAGUGGCUUCACAGACUUCAUUCAGUACCAGGCGGGUGGCCUUGAGGAGAAGGAGCGAGCCCCCCACCCACAUCCUGCACUCAAAACGGGCCGACGCUUCUCAGGCUCCUCUCAGGCCAAGCCUCUGGACAAGCCAGUCAUGCAGUGCUGCCUCGAGCACUUCCAGCACUUUCUGUCCCGCUUGAUCCCCCUGUAUAUUAUCCCUGGGAAGGUAGACACAGUUGGCAGUGUCGAAGGUGAGGUGGUGCGAUCAGUACCUCCGAUUUCAAAAGACAUUCAGCAUAAUGAACUUCAGGAACAGGCAGGAUCAUCUUUAAGUCAUGAACUGGUUCAAAGGGAGUAUGUUGCCGUUUUCACUGCUGCCUGCCAGCUCUUUCUAGAAUGUUCCAGUUUUCCAGUCUACAUCGCAGAGGGCAACCUCAAGUCGUCGUCCACACAGGAAGAGCAGUUUGAUACUGAGCAGGUGCGUCUGCCAGUGUGGCUGCAAACUCUGAUGGAUGCUUGCUGCCUGGCUAAUAACUUCAGUCUGCAGGGCGUGGCCAUCUCCUUGCUCAUGGACCUGGUGGGCCUCACCCAGUCUGUUGCUAUGGUGACGGCUGAUUGUGUGGCAUCGGAUGUCGGCACUGAAUCGUCUCAGUCCACGAGUCCCAGCCAGGGUCGAGUGGCUGUUAUUAUCAGGCCACCACUCACGCAAGGAAUGCUAAAGUACAUCGCUGACAAAACCGAUUUCUUCAAGAGUGUUGCUGCGAUCUUGUGGAACCAGUUGGGUGAAGGAACACCGCAGCACCACCAGCGUAGUGUGGAACUAUUUUACCAGCUCCACAACCUGGUGCCGUCCUCCAGCAUAUGUGAGGAUGUCAUCAGCCAGCAGCUCAUGCACAGGGACAAGGGAAUUCAACUGGAGGCUCACGUUAAGUUCUCAGUGCUCUGGCAUUUGACUCGAGAUUUGAACAUCACCAAGUCUUCUCCUUUUAGUCGUACAUUUGACAGAUCUCUUUUCAUCAUGCUAGAUAGCCUAAGUUACUGGGAUCCAUGUACCAGUGCCGUUGGUCGGGCGUGGUUGUGUCAGGUCCUUCAGAGACACGAUAUUGCUCGUGUGCUGGAGCCUCUUCUUCUCCUGUUGCUCCACCCAAAAACACACAGAGUGUCCAUUCAGAGGGUACAGGCUCAGCGCCACUGGGCCCAAGUCUUUCCUGACCCACCUGAGCAGGAGCCAUCAGAACACAUCUGUUCCAGGAGUCCUGACUUCUCAGACAACUUCAGGCAGACUCAGGGGGAGAGGGUGGAACAAGAGCAACUCCAUGGUGUGGCAUUGGGUGACACGGAACCAUUCUGUCUGACCGUUAACCCGCUUAGUGACAGCCUGUCUUUACUGAGCCUCAGUAGUGAGAACUUACAGCUAGGCUGUGAAUACCUACCAAUCAACCAACAUGGGGAACCUCAGAGCUCUGAAUCCAGCGGUUCCCACUCAUCUGUGACAGAAAAUGGGAGCUUUGAGGAGCCUGAAGGUGUCAAUGGCACAACCACUGGUUCAGACCAGCAGCCUGAAUCCUCAGAUGACAUGUGUGAAGAGGAGGUGUCUUGUGUUAUGAAAGAGCUGAUAGACAGAGUUCUUAGUUUAAUAGAAGAGGAAGCUCCUGAAAUCUCAUCCCCACCUGAAAACCACCCACAAAUGGACACAGACAGCACUUCUUCAGAUACAUCCACUGGCCCACAUCUGUUGUCUGAUCCUCCUCAUGGCUCUAGCCACCAGACACUACCAGAGAUGCUGGCUGAAGGCACAUUGGAGUUCCUGUCUGUCGCAGGUGCUGAGGAGCAUCACAGAGAGGGCAUGGCCCGUCACAGUUCAUCACCUUCCAUAGUAACCCUGCCGGACAGCUCGGACCCAGCCACCCCAGACCAUUACUUACGAGUCGAUGACCCUCAUGCCCGUAAACGCAGCCACAGCAGCACACAGCUCAGCCUCAAAGGUAAGAUCCUGGAGAGGCUGGUAGACAAAUCUCCAGGGGCAAAGCCCAAAGUCACGAAAGCCAUGAGGAAAGAGGAGGAGAGGCAUAGAAAGACAGCAAAUCAAGCUGACAAUCUGAAGCCACCCAGUAUUUUCUUUGGGGACAGUCUGGAUCUGGAGAACUGGUACAGUUGUGGUGAAGGUGAAGUAUCAGAGAUUGAAAGUGACAUUGGCUCACCUAGUGGGGUUCCUGGUACUGUUGGAGCCACAGAGGGAUGUAGAUCAACCUCUUCCCCAUCUCGUUUUAACGUCCAUCCCCUCUACCAGCAUGUCCUGCUCUACCUCCAGCUGUAUGACUCAUUCGGGCCCUUCAUGCCCCUGUCAGCCAUCGCAGCCAUGCUAAGAUCUUCACCCUCAGUGUUUGUAACGGCUAUCUCUACCACCAGCAUCAACAACACCUACACUCCACAGUUGUCUUUACCAAACCUUCUCGCCCGUCACAGGGUCUCUGUAAUGGGUAAAGAUUUCUACUGUCCGAUUCCCCAGGACUCCCACUCCCACACAUUCCGCAGUGCCAUGUACUUGGAGAUCAUAAUAUCCCUUUGUCUGUACUUCUUGAGAAGUUAUUAUUCCGCCCAUGUGGCAACAAGCCCUCAGGAUCUGGCUGGGAACCGGGCCAUGCAGCUGACCAGCGUGGAGGUCUUAACUCUGCUCUUCAGUGAACUAUCCAAAGUCACAGGCGGCUCGGCUAAGGGAUUUCCCAGUUUUAUCAGUGACAUUCUCUCCAAGUGCAAAGUUCAGAAGGUGGUUCUCCACUGCCUGCUUUCCUCCAUAUUCAGUGCCCAGAAAUGGCACGAGCAACGAGUGGCAGGGGUCAGUGUGGCCACAGUGGAGGAGGGCCUGUCAGAGGACAGUGUUAUCAACCUCUCAGAGGAUCAGAUAGACGGCUGUAGUGCAGUUCAGUCCCAACUACUACGACUUCUGCAAAGUCUAGUUGUGCUUGAGCAUAGAGUCCUGGUGCCUGCUGAUGAAGGAGGGGAAGGAGGACCAGCGGGAGGAGGAGCAGGUGGUGGUGCAGGUGGUACAGGAGGAGGUGCUGGGUCAGGGUUUGAACUCCUGGGUGGGGAAGUGGAACAUGUCAACCCUCAACAGCCAAUGACAUCACUGCGGUACCUCCACGGACAGCCGAUCACGGCACAGGGGAUGUUCCUUUGUGCAGUCAUCAGGGCGCUGCAUCAGCACCACGCAUGUAAGAUGCAUCCUCAGUGGAUCGGCCUCAUCACGCUCACCCUGCCCUACAUGGGGAAGGUUUUGAGGAGGGUGGUGGCCUCAGUAACUCUGCAGCUGUGCAGGAAUCUGGACAAUCUUCUUCAGCAGUAUUGCUAUGAGAUUGGAAUAACUGAUACCAGACCCCAGUGGUUGGCCCUCUGCAUUCCUCCUGAUCUGAUUCUCACAUUGUUAGAGGGCAUGACGGCCAUCAUCCACUACUGCCUGCUGGAUCCCACCUCACAGUACCACCAGUUACAUGUAAGUGUGGACCAGAAGCACCUGGCCGAUGCUCGGUCAGGCAUCCUGUCCAUCCUACAUACCAUCGUGUCUUCUGUCACCCUGCUGUGGAAUGUUCUGCAUCAGGCCGACAACUUUGAGAAGCCAGCUGCUGCGUCUGCUUCGUCCACUUCCAACAUUAACCUGGGCUCCACGAAGAACCUCCGUCAGCAAAUCCUGGAGUUGCUGGGUCCAAUCUCCAUGAAUCAUGGUGCUCAUUUCAUGGCAGCGAUUGCCUAUGUUUGGAACGAGCGGAAACAGGUCAAGACUCCUGUCAGAAAUAAGGUGAUUCCUGCAGCCAGUGAGGAGCAGCUGCUGCUCGUUGAGCUGGUUCGUUCUGUAAGUGCCAUGCGGACAGAGACCGUCAUGCAAACGGUUAAAGAGGUUUUGAAGCAGCCGCCAGCGAUUGGAAAGGACAAGAAGCACCUUUCACUGGAGGUCUGCAUGCUGCAGUUCUUCUAUGCCUACGUUCAGAGGGUCCCUGUCUCCAGUUUAGUUGACAGCUGGCCAUCUCUGCUGGCGCUGCUUAAGGACGCUGUACAGUUGAGCCUCCCUGCUCCAGGACAGUUUCUCAUAUUAGGAGUUCUGAAUGAAUUUAUUUUGAAAAAUCCUAAUUUGGAGAGCAAGAAGGACCAGCGGGAGCUGCAGGAUGUGACCCAUAAACUGGUGGAGGCCAUCGGAACAAUUGCAGGCUCCUCUCUGGAACAGACAACAUGGCUGAGGAGAAACCUGGAGGUGAAGGCCUCUCCUCAGAUAGUUGUGGAUGGAGCCAACCUGGAAGCUGAUGCAGAAGACUUAAUGCUCACAGUGAUGGAGGCGUCCAGCUUCACUCCAUCCGUGUACAGUGUUCACGCCCUCACACUGUUGGCUGAGGUUCUAGCUCAUCUUUUGGACAUGGUGUUCUACAGUGAUGAAAAGGAGCGAGUCAUCCCUCUGCUGGUUAAUAUCAUGCACUACGUUGUUCCCUACCUCCGAAACCACAGUGCUCACAACGCCCCCAGUUAUCGGGCCUGUAUCCAGCUGCUCGGCAGUCUGAGUGGGUACCAGUACACCCGCCGUGCCUGGAAGAAGGAGGCCUUUGACCUCUUCAUGGACCAUACCUUCUUCCAGAUGGACUCCUCCUGUGUCAGCCACUGGAGAGCCAUCAUUGACCACCUAAUGACGCAUGACAAAACCACAUUCAGAGACCUCAUGACCCGAGUGGCUGUAGCCCAGAGCAGUUCUCUGAGCCUCUUCACCAACAGAGAUGCGGAGCUGGAGCAGAGGGCCAUGCUGCUCAAACGAUUGGCUUUCACCAUCUACAGCAGUGAGGUGGACCAGUACCAGAAAUACCUGCCAGACAUACAAGAGCGUCUGGUGGAGAGUCUACGUCUGCCUCAGGUGCCCAUCCUUCAUGCUCAGGUCUUCCUGUUCUUCAGAGUGCUGCUGUUGCGCAUGUCGCCUCAACACCUGACGUCUCUGUGGCCCACCAUGAUCACUGAACUGGUUCAGGUGUUUCUGCUGAUGGAACAGGAGCUGACAGCAGAUGAGGACAUUUCAAGGACAUCAGGUCCGUCUGUAGCUGGGUUGGAGACCACAUAUUCUGGAGGGAACGGCUUCUCCACCUCCUACAACAGCCAACGCUGGCUCAACCUCUACCUGUCUGCCUGCAAGCUCCUGGACCUGGCUUUGGCCCUGCCCCCAGAAAGCCUGCCUCAGUUCCAGAUGUACCGCUGGGCCUUUAUACCAGAAGCAUCAGAUGAUUCAGGAUUGGAAGUGAGACGCCAGGGGACUCAUCAGAGGGAGUUUAAACCCUACGUGGUGCGACUGGCCAAGCUGCUGAGGAAACGAGCCAAGAAAAAUCCAGAGGAGGACUGCUCGAGUCGAACGCUCGCGUGGGAUCCAGGACACCUGCUUCUGACCCUCUACGUGAUCCGUAGCAUGGAGCAGCUGCUGCCAUUCUUCAACCUCCUCAGCCAGGUGUUCAACAGCAAGGCCAGCAGCCACUCAGGCCCCGCCUACAGUCACAACCCCGGCCACGCCUCCUUCCCCGGUCACAAGGAAGGCCACAAACUGGAGAGCCAGAAAGUGUUCUGGAGUCGAGCUCGGCAGAACAUUGAGGAGAUGGUGGAGAAAGACUUUCUGGAGGGUCUUAUUAAGACAUGAGAACACGGUGAGGCAUUUAAAGGGACAAACUUGACAAACACUAGUGAAAAAAAAAACUGCACCUUGUACAUGAAGCAAACACGGGAAUCCAAUUGAGGAAACACAAUUUGUACAUUUUGUAUUUAUGAUUCUUUUAUGUUUCAGGAGCGCUUGUGUUGAAUUUUAAUUAUUUGUAUAUAUGGAGCAGCUCUGAUGAUAAACUUUUACCACUUUGUGUGAUUCUGAUGUUCUGCCAUUCCGUAUUGAUGUGACUUAAUAAAGAUUUCUAAUUGGAA